AUGGCUUCUUCCACACAUCAGCAAUUCGAACCCCUCAAGAACGACCUCCUCCUCCGCACCGCCCGCGGCGAGAAGGUCUCCCGCCCACCAUGCUGGGUGAUGCGGCAAGCAGGCCGCUACCUACCCGAAUACCACCAAGCCAAAGGCAAACGAGACUUUUUCGAAUGCUGUCGUGACCCCGAGGUCGCCUCUACGUUGACGCUGCAACCCAUUGAACGCUACGAGGGUCUUAUAGAUGCAGCGAUCAUCUUCAGCGAUAUUCUUGUGAUCCCGCAAGCGAUGGGUAUGGAAGUCAUUAUGGUUGAUGGCAAAGGUCCGCAUUUCCCCGAUCCGCUCGUCACGCCGGAGGACAAGCAGUAUAGUGAGGUGAUGGAAAGGGAGGUGGAUGUCAAGGAAAGCUUGGACUAUGUUUACAAGGCUAUUACUUUGACGAGGCAGAAGCUCGCGGGUCGGGUGCCGCUGUAUGGAUUUUGCGGAGCGCCGUUCACGUUAAUGUGCUAUAUGGUAGAAGGAGGUGGGAGUAAGAUCUUCAAGCAAACGAAGACGUGGACGUUUCGAUAUCCGGAAGAGACAAAGAAGCUUUUGCAGAAGAUCGCGGAGUUGUGCGUGGAGUACUUGGCUCUACAGGUUGUGGCUGGCGCGCAGAUUGUGCAAGUGUUCGAUUCCUGGGCUGGGGAGCUGUCGCCGAGCAGUUUCAACGACUUUUCGUUGCCAUACUUAAAGUAUAUCUGUGAUCACUUACCGAAGAGGCUACAGGAGCUGGAGCAGGAGAAGGUGCCAAUGGUCGUGUUUGCGAAAGGUGCUUGGUAUGCGCUUGACGUGCUAUGUCAAACAAAUUAUGAUGUGAUAGGGUUGGACUGGUUGCAUGAUCCAAAAGAAGCGUACGACAAGGCGCAGCGGUACGGCAAGGUUGUGCAAGGGAACGCUGACCCUGGCGUGCUGUAUGGUGGUCACGAUGCUAUCACAAGGGUUGUGCAGGAGAUGGUGAACGGCUUCGGUGGUGGUAAGCAGGGCUGGAUUGCCAAUCUUGGCCACGGCAUCACUCCCGGUGUCAACCCAGACGAUUUGAAGUUCUUCUUCGAGGAGGUCCACAGACUAUCAGGUAGCUGA
Molecule: messenger RNA, 1110 nt
Organism: Baudoinia panamericana UAMH 10762
Lineage: Eukaryota; Fungi; Ascomycota; Dothideomycetes; Mycosphaerellales; Teratosphaeriaceae
Exons: 2
Coding region: 1-1110 (369 amino acids)
Biological process (GO): heme biosynthetic process
Cellular component (GO): cytosol
Molecular function (GO): uroporphyrinogen decarboxylase activity
Source: RefSeq, a predicted model, not a curated record